Molecule: messenger RNA, 234 nt
Organism: Penicillium alfredii
Lineage: Eukaryota; Fungi; Ascomycota; Eurotiomycetes; Eurotiales; Aspergillaceae
Exons: 2
Coding region: 1-234 (77 amino acids)
Source: RefSeq, a predicted model, not a curated record
AUGAGUCCAAAGAGGGAGGAGAAGGAGGAGGAAGAGGAAGAGGAGAAGCUCAGGUCAAAAAGGAGAGGGGGGGGAGAAGGGCUUGGGCAGGCGAAGGUGCAAGGGGGCCCGGUGGUGAUUCCGUUUGAGAAUCUGUUUCUAAGACCUGCUACGCAGCCGGCAGAAGGAGAUAUCAUAGUCACUGACAACGAUCCUAGAGAGAUAGCGAAAUGUAUCUGGGCAGUGAUGUUUUAG